AGAAUCAUGAUUUCCGCCAAGCUCUUCUUCAUUGUCCUUCUCCUCAUCGCUUGCCUGUUGGCCGUCGCUGAAGCUCAAUGGGGAUAUGGAUACCGCCCGUACGGAUACGGAGGAUACGGAGGAUGGCGCCGCCCAUACUACCGCCCAUGGGGAUACCGCCCAUAUGGAUACGGAUGGGGAAAAUAGAUUUCUGCUGCUGACGAAUAUACUUUAAAAUGAUCCUAUCGAAAUAUUUAUUCAUGAAAUGAAAUUUAUUAACUCAGA
Molecule: messenger RNA, 264 nt
Organism: Caenorhabditis elegans
Lineage: Eukaryota; Metazoa; Nematoda; Chromadorea; Rhabditida; Rhabditidae
Gene: nlp-34
Product: Neuropeptide-Like Protein
Exons: 2
Coding region: 7-186 (59 amino acids)
Source: RefSeq, marked reviewed